Molecule: messenger RNA, 2038 nt
Organism: Hyla sarda
Lineage: Eukaryota; Metazoa; Chordata; Amphibia; Anura; Hylidae
Product: cathepsin E-like
Biological process (GO): proteolysis
Molecular function (GO): aspartic-type endopeptidase activity
Source: RefSeq, a predicted model, not a curated record
UGUGCAGGUUAAUGCCCUGCAGUAAUUGAUUGACCUGAGCAGAAGCACAUUGUGACCUUAGGAAAUAUACAAAAGACAGGGCAUCACUUCACCUUAUCAGUGACUAGCAAUGAAGCUCGCAAUUGUACUCGUAGUCUGUAGUCAUAUAACCACAGCCCUACAGAGAAUCCCCCUGGUAAAAGUCCAAACGAUCCGUCAGCAGUUGCGGCAAAAUAAUGAACUAGAGGAAUUUUGGUUAAAUCAUCGAUCUCAGGUCUUUGCUCAGAAGUAUGCUCAAUGUUUCUCAGAUUCUAUCUCAUUUGCAGCUGGAUCAACAGCAGAAUAUCUCUUUGACUACAUGAAUGCCCAGUAUUAUGGACAGAUUAGUCUUGGGACUCCUCCGCAGAACUUCAGUGUAGUCUUUGACACUGGCUCCUCAAACUUCUGGGUCCCAUCCUCCUUCUGUGUCAGUGAAGCGUGCCGUGUGCAUGAGAAAUUCCAGUCUUUUCUAUCCUCCUCCUAUCAGCAUGGCGGAAAAACUAUCUCAAUCCAUUAUGGCACUGGACAACUUGUUGGGGUAACGGCUAAAGAUACACUCCGGAUCAGUAACCUGACAAUUGUUGGGCAAGAUUUUGGACAGUCAGUGAUGGAACCAGGCAGGACUUUUGUACUGGCCAAGUUUGAUGGCGUUUUGGGUCUGGGUUACCCUUCACUUGCUGUUGGUAAUGCAGUCCCAGUAUUUGACCAAAUAAUGAAGCACAAAUUAGUGGAUAAGCCAAUAUUUUCCUUUCAUUUAAAUAGAGAUGACACUUUUAAAUAUGGAGGAGAACUUAUACUAGGGGGUAUAGAUAACUCCCUGUACAAAGGACCAAUUCACUGGAUACCCCUUACAGAAAAGGGGUACUGGCAAAUACGGCUUGAUAGUAUCAAAGUUCAUGGGAAAGUAGCAUUCUGUCCGAAAGGAUGUGAGGCUAUAAUUGAUUCAGGCACUUCUCUUAUUACCGGACCUAGCGAAGAUGUCAAAAAGUUGCAGAAACUGAUUGGAGCUUCACCCUGGAUUUUUGAAGAGUACACAGUAGACUGUAGAAGCAUAACAAAUCUUCCAACGGUGACGUUCACCAUUAAUAAGAGAGAUUACACCAUAACUCCUGAGCAGUACGUACUAAAGGAGCACACCGAAACAUCAGCAAAGUGCUUGACUGGCUUUCAGCCUCUGGAUUUGUCUACAAAAUCUGGGCAGCUAUGGAUCCUGGGAGAUACUUUUAUGUCAAAGUUUUACAGCAUAUUUGACCGUGAAAAUGACAGGAUUGGACUGGCAAAAUCCUGCAAAAGGAACAGACUUCCUAACACAGAACCUGAAGAAUCCUCUAAUUUGGAAAUGUUCCAAUCAUAAUUUCUGAAUAUUAUCUCUAGAAGGAAAACUAUCACACAUUCAUUUUAUCAUGUGAUCUUCAUUGCUCUUUACAGAAAUGUUUAGUAACAAAGCUGUAGAUAAGCCUGUUCCCUGAGUUAUGGAAUUUUUUUGUAUACACUUUCCUGAAUAAUAUCAUACCUCAAUUAUGAACUAUGAUCACCCAAUUAUUUUUUUUUAAAUAAAAUAUGUAACCUUUAUAAAUUCUGAGAAUAAAUAAAAACUGACAAUGUGGGACAGUUGCCAAUAGCAACUGGUAACUUUACCUAUUUUAUUCUCUAAAAUAUAUUUUAAAAUGUAGAACGUUUGAGCAAAUAUUUCCCUUGUACUUUGUUUUAUUUAAUUUUCUCUAUAUAUUUCUGAUACAUAUCGUAUUUAUCGGGGUAUACCACGCACCGGCCUAUAACACGCACCCUCAUUUUACCAAGGAUAUUUGGGUAAAAAAAGUUUUUUACCCAAAUAUCCUUGGUAAAAUGAGGGUGCGUGUGUGUGCAUGCGUAUACCCCGAUACACUGUUUCUGACCCCGCAGAAGCCUCCAGGAAAGGCAGGGGAAGAGAGGCCGUCACUGCCCGCUUCUCUCCCCCUGCCUUUCCUGGGGUCUAGAGCCCUGCUGCCACCGCUUCUCUCCCCCUGGCUAUCGGUGCCGC